AUGCUCAACCUCCGCCGCUCUAUGGCCUCGGCCAUGCUGCUCCUUGCCGUUUGUCUGGCCCUCUUUUCCCAGACCGCCGCCGCCGCAAAGGGCCCUAAGAUCACGCACAAGGUCUACUUCGACAUUGCGCACGGCGACGAGGACCUCGGCCGCGUCACCUUUGGCCUCUACGGAAAGACUGUCCCCGAGACCGCUGAGAACUUCCGUGCCCUCGCCACCGGCGAGAAAGGCUUCGGUUACGAGGGGUCUACUUUCCACCGUAUCAUCAAGGACUUUAUGAUCCAGGGCGGCGACUUCACCAAGGGCGACGGCACCGGUGGCAAGUCCAUUUACGGCAACAAGUUUAAGGAUGAGAACUUCAAGCUCAAGCACACCAAGAAGGGACUUCUUUCCAUGGCCAACGCCGGACCCGACACCAACGGCUCCCAAUUCUUCAUCACCACUGUCAUCACUUCUUGGUUGGACGGCCGUCACGUCGUUUUCGGCGAAGUCCUCGAGGGCUACGACAUCGUCGACAAGAUCCAGAACUUUAAGACUGCGUCUGGUGACAAGCCCGCGGAGACUGUAAAGAUUACCAAGAGCGGCGAGCUGGAGGUUCCUGCCGAAGGUAUUCACGUUGAGCUCUAA
This is a messenger RNA of Cordyceps militaris CM01, 627 nucleotides long. Its product is annotated as peptidyl-prolyl cis-trans isomerase B precursor. Gene Ontology annotation, molecular function: peptidyl-prolyl cis-trans isomerase activity. Gene Ontology annotation, cellular component: fungal-type vacuole; endoplasmic reticulum. The record is from RefSeq and is a predicted model, not a curated record. Lineage: Eukaryota; Fungi; Ascomycota; Sordariomycetes; Hypocreales; Cordycipitaceae. The transcript has 3 exons. Gene Ontology annotation, biological process: protein folding; protein peptidyl-prolyl isomerization. Bases 1 to 627 code for a protein of 208 amino acids.